UUGUUAAAUUUUGUGAGUAAUGAUGGAACUUAUGAUCGUGAACCGUCCUUCACGACUGUUUCAUUUGUAGAUGUUGAUCAGGAAGGCACUUAUGCUUCUGGUAGUCAAGAUGUUGCCUCUUAUUCGCCUCCAGAAGAUUGGACGCCAUCCAUCAGCCCGAUUGUUGUACACACCAGCGUGCUGAGUCGAAUAUGCGCCGAUUCCGGCACCGGCCAGAGGGCAGAAUGGUCUUAUUUGCAGAAGUUCUUUGCGUCGAUCGUUGUUUUGGAAAAGAUCAAGGACCAGAACGUUGGUGUCUGGCGGCCCGGCCAAGUUAACAUUAAUAGCAGCGUGUUCGACUUCAAAUUCUACAUCGACCAGACGUCGUUGUCUCAAGUACUGGUGAAGAUAACAAAAAACGGUACGUAG
Molecule: messenger RNA, 408 nt
Organism: Soboliphyme baturini
Lineage: Eukaryota; Metazoa; Nematoda; Enoplea; Dioctophymatida; Soboliphymatidae
Source: the annotation of a GenBank genome assembly